CGGAACAGAUCGACUCCACAGUGAUCUACUGCGAGGUCUGGUUGCGACAUACUCGGACAUGGCAGCUGUUAUUAAAUAACAGAUCUCAAAUUUUGGGUGUGAGACUGGGACGAAGGACGAGGACAGUAUGCUGCCAGAUCAAGAUGGGCCGAGUGGAGGAGGGGGGACUCAGGGGGUUAAAGAGGACCCAGCUGUGUCCCUGUUCAGGGAAUAUCUCAAACUAAAGACCGUCCACCCAGAACCGGACUAUGAUGCUGCUCUUAAGUUCCUCACCAGGAUUUCGGAGGAGCUGGGUUUGCCCAUGAAGAAGAUUGAGGUAUGUCCUGGUAGAGUGGUGACCAUCAUAACAUGGACGGGAACUAAUCCAGCUGUAAAGUCUGUCCUCCUUAACUCACACACUGAUGUGGUUCCAGUAUAUCAGGAGCACUGGAAGUAUGAUGCGUUCGCUGCGGUGAAAGAUGCUGAAGGAAACAUUUACGGGAGAGGAACUCAGGACAUGAAGAGUGUCACUAUACAGUAUAUUGAAGCCAUUCGUCGUCUGAAAGCUGCAGGGAAGAGAUUUCCUCGAACCAUCCACUUAUCUUUUGUCCCAGAUGAGGAGGUCGGAGGUCAUAAAGGAAUGGAGACGUUUAUAAACCAUCCGGAGUUUCAGAAGCUCAAUGUUGGAUUUGCGCUGGACGAGGGUCUGGCCAACCCUACAGAAGCCUUCACUGUGUUUUAUGGCGAGAGGAACCCUUGGUGGAUCACUAUCCGCUGUCCAGGCAGUCCAGGUCAUGGCUCCAGGUUUGUGGAGAACACAGCUGCAGAAAAACUGCGGAGGAUCAUCAACUCUUUUCUGGACUUCAGAGCGAGUGAGAAGCAGCGCUUGGACACGUCUGAGUGCUUCACACUGGGUGAUGUCACCACUGUUAACAUGACUAUGGUGAAUGGAGGCGUGGCUUACAACGUCAUACCUGCUGAGAUGGAUGUCAGUUUUGAUAUGAGAAUUCCACCUACUGUCAAUCUACAGGAGUUUGAGGAGCAGAUCAAGGCCUGGUGUGCUGAGGCUGGAGAGGGCAUUACAUAUAAGUUUGCACAGAAAUUCAUGCACCAAAACACCACUUCCACAGAGGACAGUGACCCCUGGUGGAAUGCUUUUAGCUCCACCUGUAAAGCCAUGAAUAUGACGCUGCAGAAGGAGAUUUUCCCAGCUGCCACGGACAGCCGCUUCAUCAGAGCGGCUGGUCUACCUGCUAUUGGCUUUUCCCCGAUGAACUGCACUCCCAUCCUCCUGCACGAUCACAAUGAGUUCCUGAAUGAGGGAGUGUUUCUGAGGGGCAUCACUGUGUACGAGAGACUGCUGCUCACCCUGGCUUCCGUAGCACCACAAAAAGGAGAGGAAUAAUUUUACACACACACAUGCGCACACAAAAACACAAUUAUUUUCUCUCAUGAUGCUUUUGCUCUUCUACUCAACUAUUCUAAAACCUUUUUAUUUCUUUCUAUCCCUAUUCAACCUCAUUUUCUUCAUUUCUUAAACCCCUCUGCUCUGUGACUUUAUUGCACACUCAGGAUUACCAAUUGGUAAUUGGAUGCAAAGCAACGGUAAUUGUCUGAAUUGUUCCUAAUUUAUAACAGCGGUGUGAAGGAGUGUAAUGUGUAGA
This is a messenger RNA of Astyanax mexicanus (Mexican tetra), 1643 nucleotides long. RefSeq names its product aminoacylase-1. Gene Ontology annotation, biological process: amino acid metabolic process. Gene Ontology annotation, molecular function: aminoacylase activity. The transcript is spliced from 15 exons. Bases 128 to 1384 code for a protein of 418 amino acids. Gene Ontology annotation, cellular component: cytoplasm. NCBI's taxonomy places the organism in Eukaryota, Metazoa, Chordata, Actinopteri, Characiformes, Acestrorhamphidae. The record is from RefSeq and is a predicted model, not a curated record.